Molecule: messenger RNA, 921 nt
Organism: Alternaria alternata
Lineage: Eukaryota; Fungi; Ascomycota; Dothideomycetes; Pleosporales; Pleosporaceae
Product: DUF962-domain-containing protein
Exons: 4
Coding region: 77-655 (192 amino acids)
Biological process (GO): sphingoid catabolic process
Cellular component (GO): endoplasmic reticulum
Source: RefSeq, a predicted model, not a curated record
AUCUCCAAGACAUGAUUUAGUCUCUUGACGGCCAUCCCACUCUUUUGACACGCGCCCAAGUUCCCCAUCCGGCAUCAUGUCUCUCAAUCUGGAGAAACAACUUGUCUUCUACGGAGCAUACCACCAUAAUAAAGUCAACGUCGGCAUACAUUUGCUCUGUGUUCCUCCGAUUCUGUUGACAUCUUUCCUACUGCUCACCAACACGCCUGCCGUUCCACUACCGUCAUGGCUCUCCGUACCUAAUCUCCCGUUCAAUGUCGGCACUGUUGGGGCCGUCUUGUACUCGACCUUGUACAUUCUCAUGGAGCCUGUCGCAGGUGCCAUGCUGGCUCCAAUUCUCAUCGGCAGCACCGCGUAUGCGAACCACCUCACAUCGACCUAUGGUGCGACUGCCAACUCCUGGGCCGGCGCAGUCAACAUCGCAUGCUGGAUUGCCCAGUUCAUCGGACACGGAAAGUUCGAGGGAAGAGCCCCAGCGCUGUUGGACAACCUCGUGCAGGCCAUCUUCCUGGCGCCCUUUUUCGUUUGGUUCGAGAUACUCUUCAAGCUCGGCUACCGCCCCGAACUGAAGCGCCGGAUAGACCAGGCCGUUGAGCUGGAGAUUGUAAAGUUCAGGAAGAGCAAGGAGAAGGGUCAGAACGGCUCUGCGAAAUGAGGACAGACAUCGACAGUGGAUAUAUACUGUAUGAGCAGAUAAGCACCCAGCUAUUGGCACUUGCAAGAUAAUCAAAGGAGGCGUUGGGGGAUCAGAAGACAGUGCAAUAGUGUAUGAAUACCGCAAGAGAAGAAAGCAUUGCGCAGGAGCAAGGUGUACGCGGCGUCUUAGAGGCAUAUGUUGUCUUUGGUGUUCAAGUUUGCAUAAACGGCUGCAUGUUUCUUGAGAUUCAUAUAACAUAGUAGGAUACCAAUUUAGAAUGUGUU